AUGUCGAUGUUCGUCCAACGCUCUGCUGCCCUUGUGGCCCGCCGCGCCGUCAUCGCUCCUCGCUUUGCCGCCCGCACCUUCGCCACCUCCAUCGUCCGCUGCGAAGCCCCCAAGGACACCAAGGUCGCCAACUACAAGACCUUGAAGGAGGUCAAGGGCGAGGACGACCUCUACGGUCCUGGUGCCCAGCCCGGUACCGUCCCCACCGAUCUCGAGCAGGCCACCGGUCUCGAGCGUCUUGAGAUUCUCGGUAAGAUGGAGGGCGUCGAUGUUUUCGACAUGACGCCCCUCGACGCCAGCCGCCUGGGCACACUGCAGGACCCCAUCACCGUCCGCUCCGCCGGUGAGGAGCAGUUCGCCGGUUGCACUGGCUUCCCCGUCGACUCCCACACCACCCUGUGGCUCCGCCUCACCAAGGACCGCCCUAUCGAGCGAUGCCCCGAGUGCGGCAGCGUCUACAAGAUGGACUACGUCGGUGCCGAGCACGACGACCACCACCACCACGGUCACCAGGAGGUCGAGGAGCCCAAGACCUUCGCUGACUUCAUCAAGCCCGAGUACCGCUACCAAUAA
Messenger RNA from Clonostachys rhizophaga, 573 nucleotides. The record is from the annotation of a GenBank genome assembly. NCBI's taxonomy places the organism in Eukaryota, Fungi, Ascomycota, Sordariomycetes, Hypocreales, Bionectriaceae.